Molecule: messenger RNA, 1143 nt
Organism: Tetrahymena thermophila SB210
Lineage: Eukaryota; Ciliophora; Oligohymenophorea; Hymenostomatida; Tetrahymenidae
Exons: 3
Source: RefSeq, a predicted model, not a curated record
AUGGAUCAAAGUAAAUUAAGGUAUAUUUCUUAGGGUCACUACAACUUGGUUGUUGAUUGUUCAGAUAUAGAUUCUUCUAUACUAAUCAUAAAAGAAAAACUUUAAGCAAUCAAAACAUUAACUCUUUCGUUUGAAAGAAUUUCAAUAGAUAAAACACUUAAAUUAAAAACAAUAGGUCCAAAUGUCAAAAAUUUAGUCCCGAUUAUUUCACAGAUAAAUGAAUUAGGGCUUGUGUUAGACCUAGAUAGCCAUGAUUAAAAUUUAUUUGAUUUUGUUGGAUUGAUUAAAAGGAUUCAUCAUCUAACUUUAGAUAUUCAUAAUACUUAGUCAGCGGAACUAGCUUUAUCUCUACUAAAAAUGAUUGCAUUAGAGAAUUUAAAUACAUUCUAGCUUGAUCUUUUUAGAGCCUGUACCAAUAACAAAAACUUUCAUAAAAAUAUAUUGUUGAUUGUAUUUAAAAUGAUCAAUCUUUAAUCAUUAUCUUUAAAUUUUGACUUUAAAGAAGAAUUUCCAGAGCAAAAUGAGUUAGUGUUCCCUAAGCUAAUUAACUUUUUGUUUAUAAAAGGAGAAGGAACUGGCAAAAUUGAAAGCUUAAAACACUUAACAAUACCAAAUCUUAAUUUUGUAAAGUUACAUUAAUUAACUGAAUUAGAAAGCUUAAAGAUCACUAAUCAAAUAACUGAGAAUACAUUAUUCGAAGACUUUUGCUAUUUGUCCAGUUUAAAAACAUUUAAAAUAACAAGAUAAAUCAAUGAAGAAGCUAAAUUUCUAAAUAGAAUAAAGUAUCUACCAAAAGACUGUGUUGUUCAAUUAUCAACAUACUAUCUUGGACAUAUACAAAGUUUAGGUCAAAUCAAAGAUAUUUUUUUGGAUAUAUAAAAUAAUGGAUGUAUAGGAUCGUAUGAGAAAAAUAUUGAGGAGAAGAUUAGAGAAGCAUGUAAUCUUACUCCAAUUAUUGAAAGAAAUUUAGCUUUAAACACGGAUAUUAGCUUCUUCAAUACAGAUUUCAAAAUAAGCGAACAUUUUAAAGUUUAUAUAAAUUAAAGAGGUAUAAAUAUGCUCAAAUUGAUUGCAUAUAGAAAAUUCAUAUCUCCAUCUUUAUUAACAAAUCCAUCUUUGUGCUUUUUUGAUUUAACUGAAUGA